GAACGAGAGGGGGGGAGAAAGAGUAAGAAACAGGGAAAAGAACGGGAGAGUCGCGAGCAACGAACGCGGCUAUAACGCGACGCGGCGCGCGUCCUACGAUACGCAAAAAUACAUGUAUGAGCGACGACGACGACGACGCGGCGACAAGGCAGCGGAGAAAGGCACUGGAACUUCUGACGAAAAUAAUGUCUAGCACAGUGGAUUCGCAUUCCAGAUACUUGAAGGAAUUCCGCGUCGAGCAGUGCCCUCUCUUCAUACAACGCAAAUGCACGCAACACAGGCCUUUCACGUGUUUCAACUGGCACUUUAUGAACCAGAGAAGACGCAGACCGGUAAGAAAACGAGACCGCACCUUCAACUACAGCGCCGACAAUUACUGCACCAAGUAUGACGAGACCACUGGCAUCUGUCCGGACGGAGACGACUGUCCGUUCUUGCAUCGCACAGCGGGAGAUACGGAGAGGCGUUAUCAUUUACGUUACUACAAGACGUGUAUGUGCGUUCAUGACACGGACACGCGUGGAUUUUGCGUGAAAAACGGUCCGCAUUGCGCUUUCGCGCACGGCAAUCAUGAUCUGCGUCCGCCUGUAUACGACAUCAAGGAGAUUCAGGCGUUGGAGAAUCCCGACUCAGACCCAAACUCCUCAUCCAACGGGCCUAACAUACUCGAUAAAGAGCGAAAUCUGAUGAACGAGGAUCCCAAAUGGCAGGACACGAAUUACGUGCUGAGCAACUACAAGACCGAACCAUGCAAGAGACCACCCAGACUCUGCCGGCAGGGUUACGCUUGUCCGCAAUAUCACAAUAGCAAAGACAAGAGACGCAGUCCGAGGAAAUAUAAAUAUCGCUCGACCCCUUGCCCGAAUGUGAAACAUGGUGAGGAAUGGGGCGAACCGGGUAAUUGCGAGCAAGGUGACGCGUGCACAUAUUGUCACACACGAACGGAGCAACAGUUUCAUCCCGAAAUUUACAAGUCUACCAAGUGUAACGAUGUGCAACAAGCCGGCUAUUGUCCGCGCGGAGUCUUCUGCGCUUUCGCGCAUGUUGACCGUGAGUGUACACUCAUCAAUCUGUUGCCAACAGAAGAAAUGAGCCUGGCGAGAGAUAUGGCGGUGCCCAUAGAUUGCGGCGCGAAUUUGGCCGACAUACUCAGCAACGCUCUUCCACCUGACAAGCGCGCACAUGACAAGGAUAAGCAACUUAGUGACAGCAGCAAUGGGAGCGGCGAAGUUUCUGAAUCUGCCAGCACUAGCAGUUUGGGUAGCAAUAGUUCGCAUAGCAAGGCUCCUGGUUCUCAACUGCAUAAUUCCACCAACACUAAUUCCAGUAUGAACACAUCAGCGCAACAAAAACUUACAAGCAUACUUUACAAUCCUAGUUCCCUUAUACAAGUUAAUGAAAUUCGGAAACAAAUGAUCGCCAUAGAUAGCGACCCAUUGUUAACUAAAGCUGAAAAGGCGCAGCAGAAACAAAGUCUCUACAUUGCAUACAAUUUGAAUGGGACGUUAGGCAGUCACUCAUUAGCAACGACUGUUUCACCACUUUCAAAUUCGUUUUACUCGAACGAUACUGUUGAAUCUGUAGUAGGAAACGCAUUAGAUGAGUUACACUUAGACGACCCGUUAAAUUUAGUUGAUUCAAUUCAUAGGGAUACAAACUCACCGAUCGGUAAUUCAAUAUCUGCAGGCCUAGCUAGUUCCGGUUUACUCGGUAGUUCGGCUCCGGUUAAUAUACCGGGCAUGGCGGAACGUUCUGUUCUCACUAAUUUUUCACCAUCGACGUCGAGCCCGCUUCAACAACUACAAAGUAGUAGUUUCCUGACUGGUUCGAGAUUUUCUCAUCAAGAUUCCAUGGAAUCUACAUUGCCAUUUAUGAAUCAGAUAUCAGAUCCAUUUAGCAAUCACAUUUCGCAACUUAGCAGCUCAGCUUCUAAACUUAGUGGAUUCAAUAGUAGUUUAUUUGAUUUCGCGAACCAAGGAAUGUCUCCAUCACGUACGCAACCUACUCUACCGGCAUCUCCAUUGGUCAAUGCAUUUUCCAUUAGUCCAAGUAACACCGGAUCGUUGUCCGAGGUACAAAGGCUCAGAGAUGAAUUGACUUCAAGCCGCGCACAACUGGCGACAUGGGACGAGCGUAUUAAUCAGGCGCGUGCAGCUUGUGCUGCGUGGCAAUUGGAAAGUGAAGAGGCAAAAAGAAAGGCCACUAUUGCCGAGCAACAGAGAGACGAGAGUAUUAAUUCUUUGCAGGCUUUAAUACAAGUGAAAGCACUCAGGGUCGAGAACGAGGCGUCUAGCGGCGGUCCAUAUCUUCAUUCAAUAACACGAAUAAGCGAGCUCAGAUCACUAUCAAUAGCUACUUUGAAAUCAAUUCAGUCGCAAUUGCGCUCGGAUCUCGAGGAAGUAGAAAAGGUGCUGUAUAGAGAAACAGCUACAAAAUGUAUGGUUUGUGAGGAACAAAAUCGAGCCGUCACUCUGUCACCCUGUAAUCAUUACGUGGUCUGCUCGACGUGCGCUCCGAAUCAGCGAGAAUGUCCGUACUGUCAGACUCCAGUCGUUUCAACAAGUUAGACCUGAUUAUUUCCUUAGAAUUCUAUUAAAAUUUCUGCUUUUCAUCCGUUACAACAAAAAUCAAGAAAAACAAAAAAAAAGUGAGGAACAGCUGUUUUUCUAAGAGAGAGUAUCAUGUGAGUAAUAUAUAUGUGACAACUUGGCAAGGACUUUGUAUUUUUAGUAAUCUGAUAUAUACUGACAAGCAUUGAAAGCUUUUCUUAUCGCGGUAAGCAUGUACUCGCAAGUGACAAGAAUUUUAAAGAUAUGAUCGAUGAUUCAUUCAAAGUAUAUGUACAUUUGUAAUUUUUUGUAUCUUAAAUUGACAAAUUUUUCUCUACAUUUUCAAUUAUCCACAUUUUUUUAAGUGCAACGCUUGAAAAAGUGCAGCGUUAUAAACAAACCAAGAAGAUCUUUUAUUUUAUACACAACUCAAAAAAUUUCAUAUUUGGCAAUAUGAAACUAGGAAGUUGCGACGGAAACCAAUGCGGGUUUAACAUUUAGCACGAAAUCACUAUAAUUGCAGUUGUGAACAAAGUUUCGGGACCUCGAAAAAAAAAAAAAAAAAAC
This is a messenger RNA of Pseudomyrmex gracilis, 3116 nucleotides long. RefSeq names its product putative E3 ubiquitin-protein ligase UNKL (gene unk). Gene Ontology annotation, molecular function: metal ion binding. The record is from RefSeq and is a predicted model, not a curated record. NCBI's taxonomy places the organism in Eukaryota, Metazoa, Arthropoda, Insecta, Hymenoptera, Formicidae. The coding region runs from base 117 to 2567 and encodes 816 amino acids. The transcript is spliced from 11 exons.